AUGGCACAGCCCGUGCCUCAUCAACCAACUGAUCGAAAGCGCGUUAAGGUAUACGAGCUUCGAAACAAUGAUUGGUUUGACAGAGGUACCGGCUUCUGCAGCGCGAGCUAUGAGACUCUUGAAGAUGGUCGCAAAGACCCGCGCGUAGUCGUCGAAUCAGAAGACCAUCCCGACCGUCUUUUAUUAGAAACCAAGAUUCAAAAGGAAGAUGGAUUCCAGAAACAGCAAGGCACGUCUACAUAUACCCUGAUUGUGUGGCAGGAACCCAGCAGUGGUGUCGAUAUGGCUCUGAGUUUCCAGGAAGCUGAAGGAUGCGCAUUAAUCUGGCGUUUCGUGAGCAACGUCCAACAAACGUUUCACAAUCAGCUAUCCGGCGCUGAUGAUGGCCUUUCCGAUGAACUGGCUAUUGACCAAACGCAAUCUAUCAACUUGCCGUCCCCCGAACUCGGAAAUCUUGCCGAUAUAGAAUCGGCUAUGCGGAUACUUAGUGCCACCGCUAAUGGCCGAGAUGGACUCGCCAAGACGAUUAUGGCUGAAGAUUUUAUUGGCAAGAUCGUUCCCCUGGUUGAGAUGGCGGAAGAUCUCGAGAGUCUCCAAGAUUUGCAUCGACUUUGCAAUAUUAUGAAGACCGUCAUUCUUCUUAACGACACUUCGAUUAUCGAACACGCAGUAUCAGACGAAUGUGUCCUGGGUGUUGUUGGUGCCCUAGAGUACGAUCCUGACUUUCCUAGUCAUAAAGCCAAUCAUCGACACUGGUUGGGUAACCAAGGCCGCUACAAAGAGGUGGUUCCGAUUGAAGACGACCAGAUCCGCAGGAAAAUUCACCAGACAUAUCGAUUGCAGUACUUGAAGGACGUCGUACUCGCCCGUAUCCUCGAUGACCCCACCUUCUCGGUUCUCAACUCUCUCAUCUUUUUCAACCAGGUCGACAUAGUUCAACAUCUGCAAACCAAUGCAGCUUUCCUUAGCGACCUUUUUGGCAUCUUCAGUCCCUCGAACGAUGACCAGAAGAGGAAGAAGGAAGCUGUGCUGUUCAUUCAACAAUGUUGCGCCAUCGCCAAAAACAUUCAGCCACCAAACCGUCAGACACUAUACAACAACUUUCUGGCCCAUGGACUUCUUCAAGUCAUCAAUUUCGGAUUGCGGCAUCAUGACGUUGGCGUUAGAGUCGGAGCUACUGACAUCCUGAUAUCUAUCAUCGAUCAUGACCCUCAGAUGAUUCGACAAACACUAUACCGACAAGUACACGAAAAAGUGACCCCUCUGACCGACUCUUUAAUCGAUCUUCUUCUAGUCGAGGUUGACCUUGGUGUCAAAUCUCAAAUAUCCGAAGCCCUCAAGGUUCUCUUAGAUCCUGGCCCACAGCAAAUGCAAAGUGAGGCUUUUCAAAAAGCAAAUGAAGUGUUUUUACACGAAUUUUACGAAUCAUCAGCACCGAAGUUGUUCAAGCCAUUGGUCGACUUGGAGAAGCGAACCGAUAUGAAUUUUACCGUCCAACAGGCCUCGAUGUUUACGUAUCUUAUUGAGAUCUUGACAUUUUUCAUCCGCCAGCAUACUUUGCGCGUCAAGUUUUAUGUCAUGAGUCAUGAUAUUGUCAAGCGCGUGUCUCAGCUCCUCGCGUGCCCCGAGAAGUUCUUGCGACUAGUUGCAAUUCGCUUCUUCCGCUCAGUCAUCGGCAUGCAAGAUGAGUUCUACAUCAAGCAUCUCGUAGAGAAGCAAGUGCUGGGACCCAUUCUCGAAGUACUCAUCGAAACCAUGCCUCGCGACAACCUAUUAAGUUCGGCUUGUCUCGAGUUCUUUGAGUUCAUCAAGAAAGAAACUCUUAAAGAUGCCAUCAAGUACCUUGUUGUCAACCAUAGAGAACAACUAAUGAGCUUGAGCUAUAUGCCGACAUUCCGGUACAUCGUUUCUCAGUACGACUGCACGCAAGGAUACACCUCGAACGUCGAUUAUUUCAUGGAAGGCGAAGAUGAGAUGGGUAGAAGGCCCCCACCAAACACAAGACUGGCGGAACAAAUCACUGUCGACCAAGAACAAGAGGAGUACUGGGCCGUGUCCGAUCCUGAAGACGAAGAGGACCACAGCAAGGAUGGAGAGAAGACGCCGUCUACGAAUGGAUCUAUCACCUCGAAGCUUCUGGUCGAUUACGCGUCUGAUGAGGAGACAGACGAGAACGCCGACCCCGAAGCAACUCCUGAGCAUAGUGAUGUGGCAUCGGAUGCUGUGGGCUCGCCGAUCGACUCGAGCCUGGGAGGAGGUGUACCGCCACCAGAGCGACUUUCAGAGAAGCGUCGACGUGAAGAGGAAGAUGACGAGGAUGAGAUUGGAAAGCUGAUGCAGAAUAAGCGACGCAACAGCAGUGGCUCUAUUACCGCAAUCUCAAGCAACACACGUGGCUUGACAAAACGCAAAAGCUUCAAUGGUAAUCCCACCAGCGGCGGUGGCAAGAAGAUAGCCAUCAGUCUUUCUCCCAGCUUAAAAGCAGGCAGUGGCCCAGGUUCGAACGAGGAGUCGUAA
Fusarium coffeatum is the source of this 2517-nucleotide messenger RNA. RefSeq lists its product as uncharacterized. The record is from RefSeq and is a predicted model, not a curated record. Bases 1 to 2517 code for a protein of 838 amino acids. Lineage: Eukaryota; Fungi; Ascomycota; Sordariomycetes; Hypocreales; Nectriaceae. Gene Ontology annotation, biological process: protein dephosphorylation; DNA damage response. Gene Ontology annotation, cellular component: protein phosphatase 4 complex; nucleoplasm. The transcript is spliced from 7 exons. Gene Ontology annotation, molecular function: protein phosphatase activator activity.